GGUCCACGGAAAGAGGUUCUCGUGGUUUCAUAGUUUUUUAAAGCAAAGCGGAGAGGGAAUGGCGGCGGCGGAACUCGGCGAGGACGAAGCCGCCUCUCAUCGCACGAUCCUCGAUCGAAAACCCUAAUCUCUUCCUCUUGGUCAGCAAUGGGCGCUUUUGCUUCCUCUCUCUUCCCAUCCUCUUCCUCGGAGCCCCCACAAACCCUACCCUCCGCAAUGGAGUCCCCAUCUCCUCCUCCUCCUCCUCCCCCUCGUCCAAAUCCCGAACCCGAUCAACAAUCCGAAGCUCAAAUCCCCUCGGAGGAACCAAAUCCCUCCUGCGAGGAUGAAGAGAAGCAGGGAGGAGAGGGAGAGGUGGUGGUGGAGGAAGAAGAAGAAGAAGAGGAAGAGGCGGAGUGUGGGUUUUGCUUGUUCAUGAAGGAAGGGGGUUGCAAGGAUCCGUUCAUAGCGUGGGAGGAGUGCGUCAAGGACGCGGAGAACAGCGGCGAGGACGUGGUGGAGAAGUGCGCCAAGGCCACCGUGCUUCUGAAGAAGUGUAUGGACGCCCAUGCCGACUACUACGAGCCCCUGCUCAGGGCGGAGAAGGCCAUGGCCGACGCCGUCGCCAACGAUGCUGAUUCGGAGCGACGCGAAGAGGAGAAGCUCCCGGAACCGGAAAUCGAGAUCGAAAAGUGUGAGCACAGAGGAUUUCCACCAUCAAAACUACCCUGAGAUGAUGAGGAAAGCCCUUCAAUGCAGUAAAAAGCCAAGAAUGAGUUGCCUGCGGCCGCAACCUAAAUGAACGAAUGUUAAGGGACAAUACCUUAACCUUUGAACUGGGCUUCUCCAGCUCUUUCUUUAGGUUGCUAGAAGCCAAGGAGGGGCUCUAGAAAAGAAGCAAAAGCACUUCUAGCUUUGUAUACCCAACCCCUCUAGUGCUUCUUUGAUCAAACUUUGAGGAGGCUGCAGCAGUUGUCAGCUGCUGCAGCCCAUUUGUUGGUGAUAAUGUUGUUGUUAUCUCUGUUUAGCUUGUUUUCCGUCGGAUGAAGGAUGGAUGGGGGGAGAUGCUCGAUGAAAUUGAAUUGGUCGACUUCUUCUCGGGCGUAUAAGCUCAAGCUUGAAACUUCCGAUCCUGAUAUGCUCGAGCCGCUGCUUCUGUUGAGACUGUCUGACUGAAGGACUUCAGAGCUUGGAGACGUGGCGGGCCCAAUUUUCGCCUUGCGGUCGGCACCGCCUGGAUUUGGUUCGCCAUUUAGCUUCUUUGUGUUGAGAAACCGACCGCCGGAGCCCCUUGCUCGACGCAUCGCAUGAAGAUGGCGCGACUUGUGAAGAUAGGGCUGAGAGGAGAGAAAUUUGAGCGAUGUAAAGAUGAUAUGGAUUGAUUCUCUACAGUCUUUGUGAGAUUCUCAACAAAUAUUCAUUUGUGUAAGACGACUAAUCUUCGUGAAUUGUUAUUGACAAAGUAGGUGCUUUUGAGCUUGUGAGGAUUCAUCUUAUAUACCAGGGCCGUGUUUAGUUCAACUACUCUAUAAAUAACAACAACUAUUUUCUUA
Messenger RNA from Ananas comosus (pineapple), 1532 nucleotides. RefSeq names its product translation initiation factor IF-2-like. Lineage: Eukaryota; Viridiplantae; Streptophyta; Magnoliopsida; Poales; Bromeliaceae. The coding region runs from base 148 to 711 and encodes 187 amino acids. The transcript has 2 exons. The record is from RefSeq and is a predicted model, not a curated record.